This is a messenger RNA of Aricia agestis (brown argus), 1392 nucleotides long. Its product is annotated as hydroxylysine kinase. Gene Ontology annotation, molecular function: amino acid kinase activity. Lineage: Eukaryota; Metazoa; Arthropoda; Insecta; Lepidoptera; Lycaenidae. The transcript has 7 exons. The record is from RefSeq and is a predicted model, not a curated record. The coding region runs from base 113 to 1222 and encodes 369 amino acids.
AGUUUAUCAGUCAACGCGUCGUCAGUUUGUUUGCCGCAGAAUCAGUCGAUUGUGAAACGCCGGUAAAGUCGAGUGUCAUACCAGUUUGUUUUAUUUUAGUUUUUUUUGCAAAAUGUCGGGAGCAAUUCUAGAGCCCGGUCAGAUCAUCAGGGCGAACAUUGACCAUGAGAGCGUGAAGCUACUGGCCGAGAGACUGUACGGCAUCUCCGUGCUGGAGCUGACGGAGCUGAACGGCUACGAUGACAGGAACUUUAAGCUGAUAGAAGACCCAAACAUGAAGAACCCCCUCAUCACUAACCACAGCGAGCAUGGCUACGUCCUGAAGAUCCUCAACUCCAUUGACUCCCAGAAUCCCGGUUUUGUGGAGGCGCAGAAUGAAGUGAUGAAUUUCUUAGGAGCCAGGGGUGUAAUCUGCCCCAAGCCUAUUAGGAACAUCUACGGCCACCUCCACUCCCUGGAGACCAUCAACGGCAAGCAGCACGUGGUGCGACUGCUGGAGUAUGUGCCAGGAGAACUGCUGAAGGACGUCCCUAAGGCUGACGCCCUGUUCUACCAGCUCGGCGAGUUUGUUGCCAACAUCGACAAUAAGCUGCAGCAUUUCAACCACUCUGGUCUGAUGAGUCGCGAACAUAUCUGGAUGUUGAACAAAGUGCCAGAGCUGGACAAAUUCAAGUUUGCUAUCAAAGAUGCUGAAAAAUUGGACUUGGUUGAGGAGGUUAUUGAAGAAUUCAAGUAUGCUAUUUUACCACGUAUUGAUGAAUUAGAAAAGGGUGUCUUGCAUGGUGACAUCAAUGAAAUGAACAUCGUUGUCGUACCAAAGGAAGGCAGCAAGACCGACUUCCGCAUCGGCGGCGUGAUCGACUUCGGUGACAUGCAGUACUCGUGCUACGUUUUCGAGCUGGCCAUAACCAUGACGUACAUGAUGCUGCAGACCGGAGACCCUCGUACUGGGGGCAUCGUGCUCGCCGGGUACACCGUCAACCGCCGCCUACCUGACGACGAGUAUAUGCUGCUGAAGACAUUGAUAUCAGCACGGCUGGUGCAGAGUCUGACGAUUGGCGCCUACUCCAUCCAGAAUGACCCAAACAACGAGUACAUCCUUUCGACUGAGAAGGCUAAUGGUUGGGAACUGCUGAAGAAGAUCAGGAAAACUAAACUCGACCCAGAAGACGACCCUACUGAUUGGAAGAAGAUUGCAAAUGAAUUUUUGACCCGCAGCUAAAUUACCAAACGACAAAACGGAGUUCGCAUCUAUUUUGUAGAUAUUAUAAUUGAAUAUAGUUAAGUUACAAAUGAAAUAUUUAUAGCCAGUAGCAACUAAUGGAAUGUAAAUACAUAAAGUAAGAAGUUCUAAGAAAACCAGAUUUGAAAAAUAUUUUCAUAAAGCACAAA